AUGGGCAACUUUAGCUGUGUCCCGCAGCCCCACCGACAGUUUAGAUAUUCAUUCAACAGGAAAAGCUCAAUCAAGGGGAAAGAGCAUGACAGCAGAAGUAAAUGGACAUAUUUGUUUGGAAAUGAAAGUGGAGAUGGGAGAGGGACAAAUUCGGACAACAUUUUGCAUUACAUCCCAAGAAAGGACUUUGGAUCUCCAGAAAUAUUGCCUAAGGACAGUGUGGAUCAGAGAUUCCUCAGUAUCUUCCGUAAAGUAAGGAAAAAAACCAUUGUUAGGAACAUGGGACAAAUGAUUCACUACUCUAAGGUCAAAUUCCGGUUUCAACACAGCCAGGAUGUUAGUGACUGCUACUUGGAGAUGUUCCAGUCCCACCUGUAUUUCCAGUCUCGUGGCCCUACUGGAUUAACCUAUCAGGGAUUGGUGCCCUUGAAGGAUCUAAGCAUUUAUAAACUUGAACAUUCCAAAACGCCAUCUAAUCAAGUGGAGGAACAUGCCUUCUGGAUCACAGGGCACUUGCUAAAUCCGCUUAUUGUUUAUUGUCCAAGCCAACAAGAAUUGCAGAAGUGGCUUUACCAUCUGGAAAAACAAAUUCAGUUGAAUGGUGGUAACUUGGAUAUGCUAUCCACAUCUGAGGGGAACAAAGAAACAAAUUGGGAUAAAUAUGAGCUCAGGAGGUCUGUGCAAAGUCAACCCGUUGCAGACUGGGAGGGAAAACAAAGGGAAUCUUUGGGAUCCAUCAAUUAUAUAUCCAAAGUCAAAGUGCAGCACCUGCCUUUCUAGGAACUGCAUGAGAGAUUAUUGGUCCUCUACUCAUCCAGUCUGGUAAUACUUUCUGAGGAGAGGAAACAGCUUUUCUUUAAGGGGGAGCUUCCACUAAAAGCUGUUCGAGUAAUUUCAGAAGAGUUGGAGAAACAGAAAAAAUCAUUCCUAAUUGAAGGAAGAUACAUCAACACAAUCCGUGUGAUUUGCAUCACUCAACAGGAUUACGAGGAAUGGAUAGAUCAUCUGAAACUAGCCCAGCUACAAAACUGA
Bombina bombina (fire-bellied toad) is the source of this 1032-nucleotide messenger RNA. RefSeq names its product probable pleckstrin homology domain-containing family N member 1. Gene Ontology annotation, biological process: 3'-UTR-mediated mRNA destabilization; response to hypoxia; positive regulation of apoptotic process. Lineage: Eukaryota; Metazoa; Chordata; Amphibia; Anura; Bombinatoridae. The record is from RefSeq and is a predicted model, not a curated record. Gene Ontology annotation, molecular function: phosphatidic acid binding; phosphatidylserine binding; cardiolipin binding. The transcript has a single exon. Gene Ontology annotation, cellular component: mitochondrial membrane; cytoskeleton.